This is a messenger RNA of Akanthomyces muscarius, 1533 nucleotides long. RefSeq lists its product as uncharacterized. Gene Ontology annotation, molecular function: glycylpeptide N-tetradecanoyltransferase activity. The transcript is spliced from 2 exons. Gene Ontology annotation, biological process: N-terminal peptidyl-glycine N-myristoylation. Bases 1 to 1533 code for a protein of 510 amino acids. The record is from RefSeq and is a predicted model, not a curated record. Lineage: Eukaryota; Fungi; Ascomycota; Sordariomycetes; Hypocreales; Cordycipitaceae. Gene Ontology annotation, cellular component: cytoplasm.
AUGGCCUCGGACGGGAAGAAACCGGCGGAUGCGCCGAGCGGCAGCAGCAGCAGCGGCGCCGGCGGCGAGCCGCAGACCACCAAGGACGUGCAGCGGAUACUCGACACACUCUCCCCGCAGCAGCUCUCGGAGCUCAUUGCGCUGAACCCUGCGCUGGCGCAAGAGGUGGCGCAGGCCACGGGCACCUCCAACCCGUCCCCGGAUCAGGCGGCCGAGAUGCUCAAGAAGAUGAAGCUCGAGGACCUCAUGUCGGGCUUCGCGGCGAGCGGCAAGAACGUCAAGGACAUGGCCUCGUACAAGUUCUGGGGCACCCAGCCCGUGCCGCGCUUCGACGAGGACCAGGCCGUGCCUGACGGCCCGCUCAAGAUGCAGAAAGUCGAAGACAUCUCCAAGGAGCCGGCCGCCCUCGUAAGCGGCUUCGAAUGGGUCACGAUGGACCUGAGCAGCGAAGAGGAGAUCAAGGAGGUCUACGAGUUGCUCAACGGCCACUAUGUCGAGGACGACGACUCGACAUUUCGCUUCAACUACUCGCCUUCUAUCCUCCGAUGGGCCAUGAUGGCGCCCGGCUGGGACAAGAGAUACCACGUGGGCGUGCGCGCCACGCAGUCGCGCAAGCUCGUCGCCUUCAUCUCGGCGAUUCCCGUGCACCUGCGCGUGCGCGACGCCGUCAUCACCUGCUCCGAGGUCAACUUCCUCUGCGUGCACAAGAAGCUGCGCGGCAAGCGCCUGGCGCCCGUGCUGAUCAAGGAGGUGACGCGCAUCAGCAACCUCGAGGGCGUGUGGCAGGGCCUGUACACGGCGGGCAUUGUGCUUCCGCGGCCCGUCAGCACCUGCCAGUACUACCACCGCCCGCUCAACUGGCAGAAGCUGUACGAGGUCGGCUUCAGCUACCUGCCGCACGGCAGCAAGCCGCAGUACCAGGUGCGCAAGUACGCCGUCCCCGAGGCCACGAGCACCAAGGGCUGGCGCGUGAUGCAGGCCAAGGACGUGGCCGCCGUCGUCGACCUUCAGAAGCGCUACUCGAAGCGCUACGACAUUGCGCCCGAGCUGUCCGAGGACGAGGUCGCCCACUGGCUCGUGCCCAAGAUUGAGCCCAGCGGCGAGCAGGUCGUCUGGACGUACGUCGUCGAGGACGCCGACAAGAAGAUCACCGACUUCAUCUCCUUCUACUGCGUCGAGUCGUCGGUGAUUAAAAACUCGCGGCACAACGUGCUGCGCGUGGCGUAUCUCUUUUACUACGCGACCGAGGCCGGCCUCGGGGAGCCCGCGGACCAGGGGGCGCUCAAGACGCGCCUCAACGCGCUGGUCAGCGACGCCCUCACCAUGGCCAAGAAGAACAAGUUUGACGUCUUCAACGCGCUGACGCUCAUGGACAACGGCCUGUUCCUCGACCAGCAAAAGUUUGCCCGGGGCGACGGCCAGCUGCACUACUACCUCUUCAACUACCGCACCAAGGCCAUUGCCAGCGGCAUGGACGCCAAGGGCCAGCUGGACGAGAAGAACCUGAGCGGUGUCGGUCUGGUUCUUCCAUGA